AUGCUACUCCAGUCUGCCUUAAUACGGCAGAACCUAUGGAGAGCCUUCUCACCCAUUACUCACAGACCUCUCUCAACAUCGGCGCCUUCGGUGGCCAUUGUGGGGUCGGGACCAUCGGGAUUUUAUACAGCCGUUAAACUUCUCACCACCAACAAUGAUGCCAACAUGGAGAUAGACAUGUUUGAAAGACUGCCCGUGCCGUAUGGACUGUCUCGCUACGGAGUCGCUCCAGACCAUCCUGAAGUCAAGAACUGUCAGAAAAGAUUUGACGAAAUCACCGAGGAUCCCCGGUUCAAAUUCUACGGAAAUGUUGAGAUUGGAAAGGACCUGAAGCUGCAUCAUUUGGUGGAAAAUUAUAAUGCUGUGGUGUUGGCUUAUGGAUGUGCUGAUGGCAGUCAAUUGGGCAUUGAAGGUGAAGACCAUCCGGCUGUUUUCAACUCUAAAGAGUUUGUGGGUUGGUAUAAUGGCGAUCCUGAACACGUAGGUCUUGAUCCUCCUCUUGAAAAGGCCAAAACCGUAACUAUUAUCGGAAACGGUAACGUUUCAUUGGAUCUGGUGAGGGUGCUCCUAGGACCAGUGGAUAAGCUGUGGAGUCAAACCGAUAUGGCCCAACACGCGAUUUCCAAGCUCCGGAAAUCGACAAUUGAGCAUGUCAACAUUGUGGGAAGACGAGGAUUUGUUGAGGCUGCUUUCACGAACAAGGAAUUCAAAGAAUUGCUGGAAAUGCAAAAGGAUGGAGUAGCAUUCACCAACUGGAGUGAGGACAUGUUACCUCCCACUUUCCGGGAAUUCUCGAAACUAUUUUCACGAGCAGUCAGAAGAAGACUUGAUCUCGUGGAUAAAUAUACAGCUUCGCCAUAUUCGGACUAUCCCAAGCACAAAUCUUGGGGGUUUGAAUUUUUGAAAUCUCCGAAGAAGUUUGUGGCCAGUGAAUCUGACCCAAAUCUUUUGAAAGAAACGAUAUUUGAGAAAAACAAACUCGUUCAAACGGAUGCAAACUAUCCGGUUACGAUUGUCGGUUCGGGGCAAUUGGUUUCCCUGGAGAACGAGAUAGUUAUCAACUCCACAGGUUAUCGUGGCAGGCCAUUUGAGGAGUUUGAAAAAUUGAAUAUUCCCUGGGACUCCUCUAAAAGUCGGAUUCCCAAUCUGGACGGCCGGGUUUUGAGUACUGGUUCGAUUGCCAAGGGAGAAAAUUAUGAGUUUAUUCAAGGUCUCUACACUACGGGUUGGGCAGGAACUGGGCCAAAAGGUAACAUCAACACCUCGCUAAUGGAAGCAAAUGUUACUUCAACGUCCCUGUUGGAUGAUUUCGAAAAGGGCAUAUUACCAGCUCGGAAAUCGUUCCAAGGUCGUAAGGCUACGGAUUUUUAUUUGCAGAAGAAGCCGGACGUGGUAACGUGGGACAUGUGGAAGGCCAUAGAGAGUGCAGAGAAUGAGCUUGGAAAGAUGAACAACAAGCUGAGGGAAAAGAUAGUUGACGUCGAUUCGAUGAUUGACAUUGCCACGAAAUAG
Kuraishia capsulata CBS 1993 is the source of this 1512-nucleotide messenger RNA. RefSeq lists its product as uncharacterized. The coding region runs from base 1 to 1512 and encodes 503 amino acids. The record is from RefSeq and is a predicted model, not a curated record. The transcript has a single exon. Gene Ontology annotation, biological process: ubiquinone biosynthetic process. NCBI's taxonomy places the organism in Eukaryota, Fungi, Ascomycota, Pichiomycetes, Pichiales, Pichiaceae. Gene Ontology annotation, cellular component: mitochondrion.